Dentiscutata erythropus is the source of this 612-nucleotide messenger RNA. NCBI's taxonomy places the organism in Eukaryota, Fungi, Glomeromycota, Glomeromycetes, Diversisporales, Gigasporaceae. The record is from the annotation of a GenBank genome assembly.
GAAUAUACAAUACGAUUACGACGGCAGUAACUAUUAUAGAUAGCAAUGUGGUCCUUUCAAAAUUAAGUGAAACUUGGGUUGUUACUGUUGACCCAGGAACUUAUAUGCUAGCUUUUGAAGACACUACUAGUUCUGUCGUAUUCUCGAACACAUUUACUAUCAAGGCUGCUAGUUCAAGUACUACCGGUAGUACAGGUAUUGGUUCAAAUACUGGUUCAGGCUAUCCAUCCUCCUAUUCAUAUUCACCCUCUUCAGGAACGUCGAGCAAUGAUUCUAGUAGCAGCAGCAGCCUUGGUACUUCUAAAACUAUUAUAAUCGUCAUAGCCGUUGUAGCUGUUGUUGUUCUUGUCGUAGCCGGUGUAGGAGGAUACUUUUUCUUAAAUAGAAAUAAGAAGAAUAAAGAUGCGAAUAAUGAAAUGCUUUGGAAUGAUAGCAAUCCUCCUAACUAUGAUAAUUAUCAGACUCAGAAUAAUUAUCCUAUUAAUACUCAGAAUGAUUAUUCUAUUAAGGAUACUAAUAGUUAUCCCGUUAAUAAUCAGACUAAUUAUCCUAUUAAUAAUCAGACUAAUUAUCCUAUUAAUGAUCAGAAUAUUUAUCCUAAUAACCAGAAUG